This is a messenger RNA of Zea mays, 1277 nucleotides long. RefSeq lists its product as uncharacterized. The record is from RefSeq and is marked validated. Gene Ontology annotation, biological process: DNA catabolic process. The coding region runs from base 115 to 1038 and encodes 307 amino acids. The transcript has 9 exons. Lineage: Eukaryota; Viridiplantae; Streptophyta; Magnoliopsida; Poales; Poaceae. Gene Ontology annotation, molecular function: nucleic acid binding; endonuclease activity.
GGCGGCAUUCAGUGAUUCAGCCGCCAGUCCCGCUCGUCUCUGCCAAGUCCCGCGCGCUCGAGCAUCGAUCAGCCGCUGGCGCCGCGACGAGCGACGACGCCGCGCCAGUCGCAGAUGGCCGCCGUCUCGCUCCUGCGAUCCGCGGCGCUCGGGCUGGUGGUCCUCGCGUCGGCGCUGCCGGCGGCUCGGCCGUGGAGCAAAGAGGGUCACGUGCUCACAUGCCAAAUCGCGCAGGGUCUGCUGGAGCCUGACGCCGCGCACGCCGUGCGGAACCUGCUCCCGGACGACGCCGGCGGCGACCUGUCGGCGCUGUGCGUGUGGCCGGACCAGGUGAGGCACUGGUACAGGUACAUGUGGACGGGCCCGCUCCACUUCAUCGACACCCCUGACGAGGCCUGCAGCUUCGACUACUCGAGGGACUGCCACGGCCCCGACGGCGCCAAGGACAUGUGCGUCGCCGGCGCCAUCGCCAACUUCACGUCCCAGCUGCUGCACUACAGGCACGGCAGCGCCGACAGGAGAUACAACCUGACUGAAGCCCUUCUGUUCCUGUCGCACUUCAUGGGAGAUGUUCAUCAGCCAAUGCACGUGGGGUUCACCAGCGACCAAGGCGGCAACUCCAUAGAGCUGCGGUGGUUCCGGCACAAAUCCAACCUCCACCACGUGUGGGACAGGGAGAUCAUACAGACGGCUCUCGCCGACUUCUACGGCAAGGACAUGGACGCCUUCCGCAAGCAGCUCGAGCACAACCUCACCAAGGGUACCUGGUCCGACGAUGUAUCGGCUUGGACAGACUGCCAAGACCUCUCGUCUUGCCCAACCAAGUACGCGACCGAGAGCAUAGGCCUGGCGUGCAAAUGGGCGUACAGCGGCGUCCGCGAAGGGGAGACACUGUCCGACGACUACUUUGACUCGAGGCUGCCGAUCGUGUCGCGCCGGAUCGCGCAGGGCGGGGUGCGGCUGGCCAUGUUCCUCAACCGGAUCUUCGGCGCGCACAACCGCGACGUGCCGCCGCCGUCUUCUACUCUUCUUGAUUGAUGGAUGGACCCGAACCCGAUCUGCCUGCCGCGUCACAGACUCACAUUCUAAUCUAAUUCAUGUGGUUGAAGUCUCUUUGCUUCUUUUUAAGUAAAUAUGUAAUUCAUAAUUGGCAGCAGCUCGUGCAGUCCAAGCCAUGGAUGGCCCUGUAACCUGACUCCUGUUGCGUUAGUCUCUGUCUGUAUACCGAUAUAUAUACAGUUAUACACACAAAUAAUAUACUCCUUUCUCAUUAGUUC